UGAAAAGUCAAAAGUGGACUAGUAAAGUGAACAGACAGAGUACAUUACAAACAUCUUUAAGUUAGAACUGCAAGAUUCCUUAUAUUUCUUAAACUCCGUAUCUUUAAUUUCGUUUCUGCCUAUUUUUGCAGUCAACGCGAUCAUUCAAUCAAGUAAAAGUAUAAAGACACAACAAUUUCCUGCACUUGAUCUGACAGACACCAACUGAAACAGAAAAAACUUUUUGAUCUAAUUAAGAUCGGCAAAAUCUAAACCCAAGAUGGACAUUUCAUCGGCUAAGUGGUGGACUGAAAUGGAGACUAUAUACACGAAUGAUGAUACAUUUGUCAAUCACUGCCAAAUGAUGACCCAAUUUGAUGAAUUGCCUUUCUCCUCUUGCACCUACAGUGGUACUAUUCAACCUUCUCAGGCUGAGUUUUGCAGCUCUGUGAAGGAAACACAACAAAAGACUUUUUUUCCUUCUUCCUCCAGUACUACUGUUAGUAUUUCUUUCUCCAACUCGCCAUCAGCAACUACUAUUGCUUCCAAAAAGUACCUUCAAAUUUUGAACCUAAGCUCAGUUAAGGCUGAGGUGCCAUCAUCAGAAGCUACCAUAAACUUCUCGUCGGAUGAUAUUGAAGAUGGUCAAAGGCUAAUCCAGGAAUUAGGAUAUGGUAUUGGUGAUAAUACUCAGAAGAAAACUUAUAGUAGGAGCAGUUUACAGGCUCAAGACCACGUUCUCGCUGAAAGAAACCGAAGGGAAAGGCUUACACAGAAGUUUAUAGCUUUAUCUACCCUCAUUCCUAACCUUAAGAAGUUGAAUAAAGCAUCAGUACUCGGGGAUGCAAUCAAGUAUAUAAAACAGCUGGAAGAACAAGUAAAAACCCUUGAGGAAGAAGCCAAGAAAUAUAGCGAAGGACCAACUGUUGCAGUGAAAAGAGCACGUAUCAUAUCCAAUAAUGGCGAUUCCUCAUCCUUUGGAUCUGAAAUUCCCAACAUUAGCACAGAUGAAUCAUUCCCAGAUAUUGAAGUAAGAGCUUCAAAUGGGAAUGUUCUGAUUAGGAUUUGUUGCAAAAAGCAAAACGAAAUAAUAAGGGAAAUAUUCAGCCAAAUAGAGAAGCUCAAUCUCUCUAUCAUUAGCACCAGUGUCAUGCCUUUUGGCCACAACACCACCUACAUAACAAUUACUGCCCAGAUGGAUGAUCAAACUCAAUUGAGCAUGACAACAAAAAAUGAUGCGAAUAGAAUAGGUGGAGCUAUAAUGAAGCUCAUCAUCAACGGCCAGGAAGAAGCAGCUUUCUUAUACAACGAAGAGAAUUUCAAGAUUUCUAGAAGCAAAUGACUUUGCAUAUGUUUCCAUCAAUAAAAUUAGGAAUUGAUUAUAUUUUUGUUUUGAAGAGAGGUUAGAGUCGGGGUCUACAGAUCUCAUUUUGUGGAUCAAUAUCGUUUGGUGGGUCAUGUGUGGGUCCAUCAUGAGGUGCUUUGCAUUUUUGUGGGCUACAAGUUGGAUCACGUUUUACAAUUUCCUCACGUGUUACAAAUGAAACUAGCUCCUCUUGUAUGACAAGUCAUGGAAUUCCACUAAAGUGAUUCUUCUUUUUUUAACUUUGUUCUCCUUUGGGGGACUGCUACAGACCAUGACCGUCUUUAUCUUUCCUUCUCUUUUGUUGUUUCUGUGAUUUAAUUAACUAACUAAUGUUUGUUUUGUGCAAAAUGUAUUAUAUUGUUACAUUUACACUUUCUUCAUGUAGUAAAAUCUGAAUUAAAUUCAAUAUUUAUGGCUCGACUUCUGUAAGUAUAUUAGAAAUUUA
Molecule: messenger RNA, 1790 nt
Organism: Lycium ferocissimum
Lineage: Eukaryota; Viridiplantae; Streptophyta; Magnoliopsida; Solanales; Solanaceae
Product: transcription factor bHLH18-like
Exons: 5
Coding region: 260-1321 (353 amino acids)
Molecular function (GO): protein dimerization activity
Source: RefSeq, a predicted model, not a curated record